GGGAGGAGGGAGGGAGGUAGAGAGGGAGAGAGAGAAGCAGCCAGGCAGAGAGGGAGCUGGCGGUCUGGUGGCCUUGCAUAACACACGUUGGAGCAGCCUUUGCACGCAGGACUUGCAAGUGAGCCUGAGCAGUGGGAAGGGGGGGACUUCCUUCCACCGUCGGCCCCGCAGAGGCAGCGUCCAGCCCCCGAGACCCGAGAGUCCGGAGAGGAGGGCAGAGCUGGAGCUGCUUACAACACAGGCUCCAGGAGAACAGCACAAAGGAGAGAUUCAGGAAGAGGAGUUCCUAGGAAACACGUCUCCUGCACACUCACACACACUCACUCACACACACGCACACACACUCUGAGAGGCAGGAAGAAUCUUUGGACAUGCUCUGCAAGCAGUGGCUGUGGAGAGACUGAUUACUGCCGACAUCGUGGAAGAGGUGGAUCGGUCAGAGAUGAUUCCUCAUGAAGUCUAUGGAGCUCAUUUUGGGAGCUGGACUGACUCUGUCUUCUCUGGUGUGAGACCUGGAGCCGUCUACCAGUGAAAACAAAGCGAGUCAGAGCCACACAGUGCACAGAGAGGCUGUGUCAGUCUCAGAGGAGCUUACAAGUAGCACAAGGGAAUAUUAAAACCGCGGUGGCACAAUGAAAUCUAACCAAGAGCGGAGUAACGGAUGCCUGCCUCCUAAGAAGCGUGAGAUCCUGGCUCUGGAGCAGAGGCCAGUGGUCAUAGCCACAGCUCCACCCCCAGCAGCAAUGGUGGCCGAUAGUCCCCACACGGAGAACUUAGCGUGGUUGGCAAGUGUAGCCAGUGAACGUUGCAGGUCUCGGGACGCAGAGAGCCCAAGAUGUCUCAUCUCCUCCUCUUCUCCUUCCAUGUCUGCACCUUCCUCGACCACCCCUCUGUCCGCAAUGCCCCUGGCCUCUCUGCCUGCAGUUUACUCCACAGCCCUCCCCCAGCAGGCUGGGACUAUCCAGUUUGCUCAGCUGGGACCCAACGUUCAGUUCAUCAGCUCCGGGCCUUAUGCCGGCUACAUCUCCUCUCACAUCAUCUCCACAAAUUCUAGCUCUGUGCCUAACAGCUCCACCAUAGUAGGACAGCGUCCUCACCUGGACGGAUACACCACUGCCCUCGUCUCCCCCAACACCAAAGGGGAGCAGCACUUUCAAAUAGGCCUCUCCCCCACAGAAUUGACACCCGUGUCGCUCCCAAGCUCUCCCCAAGUCACCAGCCAGUACAUCCAUCUGGACAGCAGAACACCUCUGACCGUCAGCGGAAACUCCGUCAAUUCACCCGCAGCCCACCUCCAGCUCCACCCUCACACAGCCAGUUUCCCACAAACACUUACCCUCACUCCCUCCCAGUUGGUGGUUCAGUAUGCAGAUGGCUCCUUUGGAAAGAAGCCAGAGGGGCAUGCUAAGGGUCUACUGAAUGGGGAAAUGGAGCUGGUCAAGCAGGCAAAAGCCCACAGCUAUCCAGCAAACCAUCACCAGGUCCAGAGCUAUGAGGCCAGACAUAUCCUUCUGCCUGCAGACUAUGGCCAAAACCCCACAGGACUCCAGACCUCCUUGGUGCUGGUGGCUCAGCCCAACCACGGAGAGGAACAUGACGCUGGCUCAAAUAAGAUCUCCUUAGUCCAGACUGAGAAGGGAGGCAUCUGCUUGGGGAAACCAGUGUCCAGGUCCUCCUCUUUCACCUCCUUCUCUUCCUCAGAGUUGAUGAAGUCUGUUGCUCCUCACACAGUCAUCCAGACCACUCUGCCCUCCGAGGAGCUGCCAGCCAGCCUCUAUUCCUCUACACAGCCACCCAUCAUUGGUUAUAUCACCAGUUCAAACCAGCAUGCUGUCAGCUACCAUGCGGCGCUGCCCCAGCACCUGGUGAUCCCGAGUGGCCAGUCCCUCUUCAUCCCAGUCAGCGGCACCAAUAACGGCAUAGAAAUGGAGGUCAGUCGUACUGUCAGUGCCCUGACUGCUACCACUACCCCUCAAAUAUCCACCGCCAUGCCGCAUGCAUAUCUAGCCACAGCCUUGUCCAGGUGUGAGGCACUUGGGCAAGAUGGACAUCAACCACACCCUGCUGCCGCACAUGCUCCAGUGCUGCCAGUCCUGCCCUCAAACCCGGCACCGGCAGUGUUGGCAGCUCCCUCCCCGACUCCUGCUCCCCCUCCUGCCCCUGUCCCAACCCCAGCCCCUGUUUCCAUCCAGGCCUCCCCCUCCAUUUCCUCCUCCUCCUCCUCGCCUGUGGCGCUCCCUCCAUUCUUCAUGCGAGGCUCCAUCAUCCAGCUGGCUGACGGGGAGCUGAAGCGCGUGGAGGACCUAAAGACGGAGGACUUCAUCCAGAGUGCUGAGAUUAGCAGCGAGCUGAAGAUCGACUCCAGCACUGUUGAGCGCAUUGACAGUGGGCAAAGCCCCAAUGCUGUGGUCAUACAGUUUUCUGUGGGCGAGCUCAAAGCUCAGGUGUGUGUGGAGGUGCUGGUGGAGUACCCCUUCUUUGUGUUCGGUCAGGGCUGGUCGUCCUGCUGCCCCGACCGGACCACCCAGCUGUUUGAGCUGUCCUGCGCUAAGCUGUGCGUGGGCGAUGUGUGCGUGUCGCUGACCCUCCGCAGCUUGAGGAAUGGUUCGGCGACAGACGGCCAGGCUUUGGCGGCCAAGCUGAAGACGAGUCACCUCUCUGACUACUGCCACAGUGUGGAGGCCACUGUCAGAAACAGUUUGAGCCCAAACGCAGGCGGUAACAGCGGCCUUCUAAUGAAGGCGUCCAGUGGAGAGAGGCUGGAAAGGAAACAGGUAGCUGGACCGGGACUGGGACUAGUUCCAGGGUCAGCAGACGGGUUCUACGGAGCUGGACCGGUGCUGACAGUCUCAGGGACUGGAGAAGUAAGACAGGAAUCAGUGAAAACAGACAUGCCUGCUCUUACCAGACAGUGUGAGCUAGAGAGACCCGCCACCCGCAAGAGGCGCUGGUCGGCUCCGGAGAGAGACCAGACUGAGAGAGCCGAGGACGAGCCUCCUCCGACUCUGCCCAAACCCUCUUUCGUCCCGCACGAGGUUAAAAUCAGCAUAGAGGGCCACUCCAGCACUGGGAGCGAACGCUUCUUGAGCAGAAGAGUAGACUGUUAAGAGAACUUUAAUGAAUUUUAAAUUCCUGUGGUUUGCUUUGUGUUUCCCCGCCUCUCUUCUCGCUAUCCAGACUACUGUAAUAUAGACAGAGUUUACACAGUAUUUACAUGUUUUCUUUCACCUACGUCUGAUAUCUACGAUGAAGUACGGUAGAGCACCUUCAUAACGUGGUAUCACACAUGAGAUCAGUGCAAUCAAUGCUGAAAGCAAAAACGAAUGCAGCAUGAAUGUUGAGUAUGAAUGGCAGUCGCCUGAGAGACGUUUCACUCGUGUGUCAUGUGGCUCAAACCUGUUGAAUGCAGUCCCGUUAAUCAUUUCUGUCUUCACGUGCACAGACCCCGAUGUCAGCUUGUAGAAAGUGGGUAACCAUAUUUUUUUUUUUUAUAGUUUGUUUUGUGUUUGGUUUGAAGUGAUGUUAAUGAGUCAAAGAGAGACCUACGGUGUUUCUGUGACAACGCUCCAUCUUCAUGACCUGUGAUUUAUGCUGCCUUUGUGCAUCUGAUGAAGUUUUGAUUUCUCUUCUAUCACUGCAGUUUUUUUUUUAUUUCACACCAUGACAGAUGUGUGCUACCACCGUCGGCUUGUGUCACCUGUCUCCAUGAGUGUGUGUUUGUGUGUUUUUCUGUGUAGCUGUCCAACAGAGCACAGGAGUCAGGUGUGUGUGUGUAUGUAUAUGUGUGUGUGUGUGUGUGUGUGUGUGUGUGUGUGUGUGUGUGUGUGUGUGUGUGUGUGUGUGUGUGUGUGUGUGUGUGUGUGUGUGUGUGUGUGUGUGUGUGUGGCUGGUCGCUGUGAGUUCUGUUGUCAGUGCAGCCUUCAAAUACAGAAAUGGAAAAAGGCCUGAAUGUAAACCACUGAAUUUGUCCUCAAUACUAACUCAUGAAGUCACUCAUGUGCUUUUUGCUGCACCAGUGAUGAACACGCUGAGAACUUGGCACCAGUGCUUUUCAAUACGCGGGUGACAGCAGGUGCACAUGAGUGCAUUCCUCUGUCAACUUGACCUUGAUAUUUUGCUAAUUUUCUGAUGAUUCCUUCCAAGGACAACGUGUGUUUUAUCGACCUUCACACUGGCUGCCUCGUGCAGCAUUUCACACAAUGUACAAAAAGGGAAAAUUCUGUCUUAUACCUCUGAAAGAGUUUUUUAGCCAGUCUUUGUGUGGCUUCUGCCCUCAUACUGCAAAAUAAACCGCAGUUGGCCAAACUGGAUACUCAUAUUAAUUGAUUUUUAUUUUUUUAGCCAAUGUGGGCAGCGCAGCAAAUGGUAAACGCAACACUGACGUAUUAUUACCUUUUCAAACUCGAUGACAAACAGAGCAACAUUAGCAUUCAUCGUUCAUCUGGGGCCUCGAUUCCAGCAGCAUGAUGAGUCUGAUGACGUCCAGCUCAUCUUCGUUUUGGUCCCGCAGGAAAAAUAUCUGGCUCUGACGUUAGUGAAGUCUCCAUCAUUUUUAGAGCUUCUGUACUGAAAACUAUAAAAGGAGGUAACGAGAGUAUCUUUGUUGCCCUGAGGGGAACUGUAGAGUUUGCUAAUCGAUCACCACGAGCGACCCCCUUCCACAUUCCACAGAGCCACCUGAUCCUAUGUCAGUAUAUUAUUUGUAAAAUAUUGAGCAACUUAAAAUGCAAAUACACCAUAAGAUAAAAAAAAUGUAUCUAUAUAAUAUUGACUUAUUGAUGGGAACGUGGUACCUUCCCACUCCACAGAUGGAUCCUGUUGAUUUCUAUGGCCUUAGAUACAGUAUAUAAUCUACCUGGUUCACAGCAGCACAUGUUUUUUAAGAGUUUUUAACCAUUAAAACCUGUUUUCCUCAAUGAUGAUAUGUCCACACCUGGUAUAUCAGAGUACCGUCUUUGGAUUAGUCGAUUUCUCAGAGUAGAGCCAAAAUAAAAAUGCUACAGUUCAUACUCAGGAACAGUGUGUGUGUGUGUGUGUGUGUGUGUGUGUGUGUGUGUGUGUGUGUGUGUGUGUGUGUGUGUGUGUGUGUGUGUGUGUGUGUGUGUGUGUGUGUAUGGUGUGUUAAUGUGUGUGUCCACAUGUGUAUGUUCUGAGCAGCAGCACUUUGAUGAAGCAUCCAGCAGGAUGGUGGUGAUGGCCCUGUUUCUUAUCUACGAGAUAUAUUGAGAAGAGUAAAAUGACUGUUUGACAUCACCCUAUGUCCGACAGGUUCACUAUUGAGAGGAAACUAUAUUCUGCUGCGACGGAGAAUAUAAACACACGUCGGGCAAAACUAUCUCAAGUUUAUUUUUGAUGACGUAUAAUAGAGCUACUAUUCAGAGGGCGACGCAGAGAGUUGUAGAGCUAACUAUAGCCGGCAGGUGUUGAUCAUGUACAGUAAGUUGUAUCUAGGACGUGUACAGUGUGUGUGUGUAUAGAUAUUCUAACCCUUAUGUAGCUUAUGUACUGUAUGUGCCACAGCGCCUCCUUUUUCAAUCAUUCCAUUAACUCUCCAACAACAAGUGGUACUUUGUUUUUUUCUGGUCAGUUCAGGUGUUGAUCCAAUGUUCAUGAAUGUGCUACACUCUUCUCUUUGGGAACGUCGACACUAUUCAACCUCCUCACAGUUCCUCUGACUUGCACACUGUAACGUACAGUUUGUGUGGAUGUGAGCUGCAGUUCUCCUCAUGAUAGCCAUGAACCUUUUAGAGCUCCUGAAAGGUGUUUUAUUGUAAACCCAGUUACCGACUGUUCUCGUCUGCUUGUGUUCGACUGCUCAGGCUUACCACUGCCCAGUGACUGUUUUCUCUGACGAGACUGCGUGCUCUUAUAUCAUCACUGUUACAAAAGUCGAGCUACUGUUUCAUUCUUUGUCUCUGUAGCCAUUCUUCUCUCUGUAAACUUUAUCCUUUUUUAAAUUUCCUUACAGAAAUGGGUAUUUUUACAGAUCUGAAGUGACAUCUUGACGCAGACUCAUCUAUGAAGUGUGGGAUUGAUGCGCUAAGGAAAAGUCUGGUGUUACUCUAAGUUUUUCCUAUUGUUAAUCAAUCUCAUGAAAAGACUAAAACCAACAAUGCAUUAGUCAAACCUUUAUCCCCUUCACCGUCUCAGUGGCACUCGAGCCCAUUCAUCCCCACUGACAACAUCAUAUCUUUAAAAACUGGUCACAGAAGUGUACUUAAUUCUUUUAAAGGCAGAAGCUUACAUCAAACAGCUGGGGACUAUUUUCAGCUGCGGAUUGACACAUUACAGCUCCAGGAUUUUUUAUGUUCCCUUGACUAAACAACUUCAAGGCCCAUGUUCAUGAGUGAUGACAAUGGACUGUAUUUUAUAUGGCACUCUUCCUGUCUUAUUGACCAUUAAAAGUGCUUCACAGUAAAGGAUGCAUCAUACAGUCCUUUAUAUACGCAGCCCUUUUACUAUCACACCAUUCAUAAACAGCUUUCAGACAUUCACUGUCACCUCAGGAUGCAGACUGGAGAAGCCCGGGGAUCAAUUCACAAACCUUCUGGUUAGUGGACGAUCCGCUCGACCUGCUGGCCACAGCUGCCUCUUUCCUCAAUUGUUUUUUCUUCUCCUCUUCCUCGUCUUUUCUGGUCAAUAUCACAUCAGAGUAGUAGAAUGGAUCAGGCCUCAGCUGCACAGACAAUACCUUAGUUUGAUUAGCUCAUUGUUGGCUGUGGUCUUUUUAUGGGAUUUGUUGACAUGAUUAAAAUAUAAAAUAAUUCUUGACUUAUCAUUUGCAGUCCCUUCACACCCACACAGUUAUUCCUGCUGGUUAGACCUCAGGUGGAAUCUGGGAGGAGCUGUGCUCAAUAAGAUUGUCAAUAACAUUGUCGUGCCCUGACAAGGACCAACAACAGUCAGUUGUGUUGACAGAAGGCGGCGUCAUUGAAAACAAAUGUGUGGGUGGACCACAAACGUAUAGAGACUUUAAGUUGGACCCCAAUAUCAGCCUGUUGGAAAAGCUUAGUAACCCCUGAAAGCUUGAACUAGGCCCAUUCAAAUACAAUUUUAAAGCCUUUCUAAGUAAUGUUGGACAUGGUGUAAGCACCACCAUGUGGUGAUCUAUGGAGUUGCACUUUGACAUAUAGGGUGGGGGUGUUUUAGUUACUAAUACACAUAAGUAAUGUACAGCAUGUCUGAGAGAAAUCGUACACUAAACAGUACAUCUCAGCGAUUUGUAAAUAGCCAAAGUCUUCCAUUAUAAUGUUGGUAUGACCUUUGUUGCCAGUGGAGAAGAUAAACACUGAUCCCCAUGUACAGACCUUUGAAGUGAAGUUUACGUUCAAGAAUACGUCAUCGUUCAUUUGACAGAAUAAAGGAUAUUGCUUCACCUAAGACAUUUUCUUUUGCACUAGCUCAACAAUCCAGGAAAUUAUGGGAGAAGAACACUUAAAAAAAGAAAAAAGGAUUUUGUAAUUUGGGUUUGUUUGCUGGAUAAAUCUAAGUUACAGUUUGUCCCACUAUCGUACGUAGUAAGUAUCAAUAAUGUUCCCUAUUUUGAUGGUGUUGAGGUUCGCUAGUCAGAAACUGUUAAAUCUUUACUUCAAAUGUUCGAUUUUACAUUUGGUCAAAUAUAUUCAAAGAAAUAAACAGUCUAAAGAAAAACAAA
Molecule: messenger RNA, 7654 nt
Organism: Hippoglossus stenolepis (Pacific halibut)
Lineage: Eukaryota; Metazoa; Chordata; Actinopteri; Pleuronectiformes; Pleuronectidae
Product: ataxin-1
Exons: 3
Coding region: 633-3107 (824 amino acids)
Biological process (GO): nervous system development; negative regulation of transcription by RNA polymerase II
Cellular component (GO): nucleus
Molecular function (GO): RNA binding; protein binding
Source: RefSeq, a predicted model, not a curated record